AUGACGGAAACACCCGAUAAGCGAAAACUCAGUGAAUUACGUGUGGUGGACCUAAAGCAGGAGCUGGAAAAACGUGGCAAGGAUGGCAAUGGGGUGAAAAAUGUGCUUCUGGAACGGCUCACACAGACGCUGCGUGAGGAAGGUCAUGAUCCGGAGUCCAUGGAGUUUGAGAUUGUUGUUGGUAAAACGUCCGUAAAGAAAGGUAAAGCUAACGCUGGCGGUAAGACGGAUGAGGAAUCGAGUAACACGGAUGCGACGGCCACCAACGAAUCGAGUGCCGAAAUAACGGAGACCAACGCAGCUUCCGAGGAAGAGGUUGCAAAUAAAAGUGAAAAGACAAACGACGACGAGGAUGAACAGGGCACGAAAGCCGAAUCCGUCAAGCAGGAAGUGAGCGAAAAGAAGGAACCAAACGCUGCGGAAGAAGCUGCGCAAGAGAAAACAAACUUGAAGCAGGAGAAGGACGAUUUUGUGAAGCCAACAGAGGCUGUAUCGCACGCAAAAACCGUCCCAAAGCAGCAAGAGCAAAAUAAACCCGUGGAUAUGAAGGAAGACUCGAAGGAAGCGGACAACGAAGAUUCGUUGAAUCUUACGAUUGGCGAGGAAGAUGAAAAGUUGCUACACGACAGCAACAUGGACGCUGAUCAGAAAGAUGUCGACACUCAGAAAAAGGAGCAACCGGCUGCAAAGGUUAAGGAAAGUGCUUCGGAAGAAUCGAAGAAAAACGACGAAAAACGCGAGGGCAAGAUCGAGAAAACCGUGGUCGCAUCCAGCACCGAAAAAGACGGCGCGGCAUCAAAAACAACAUCAUCAACGGCGGCUUCAGCGCGAACCGGAGGUGAAAAGGCGACGACAGCUUCGCCCGCAAACACCACAUCCACUGCUGCAACCGCUGGUGGCGCCGCUGGGGGUGAUGAGAAAACGAAGGGCAGCUCCGACGGUGGAAGCGGCACGGCUGCUAAUGUAGGUCGCAAUCUGUGGGUAUCGCGGCUAUCCUCCCUCACCCGGGCCACCGAUCUGAAGCAGAUCUUUUCAAAGUACGGCAAAGUGAUUGGUGCCAAGGUGGUCACUAAUUCGCGCACUCCCGGGACGCGCUGCUAUGGGUAUGUCACGAUGGCAUCGGCUAAGGAUGCGACGGAGUGCAUCAACCAUCUGCAUCGCACCGAACUGCACGGCCGGUUAAUUUCGGUGGAGCGCGCGAAAUCUGAGCUGGGACCGGCACGCUCAUCCUCUGCAGGAACAGAUUCUUCAUCAGCGAAAGUGACCACCUCGAAUGGCAAUACUGCUGCGAAGAGUUCAUCCGGGGGUAAAAGCGACGCGAAGCCAAAGUCUUCCACAUCCAACGAUAAGAAGAAAAAUGGCGAAGUUUCAAAGCCAGCCGUAACUACCACCGAUAAGGACAGGAAACCAGCGCCGAAAGAUCGUGCAAAGCCAACUCGGCCUACUAGGCCGACGACGGAAGGUAAACGUCCGUUAACUACAGCUACAUCAAGGGCUGCGACUGGGGGUGAAAAGAGUUCCACGGCUGGGCGAAAAAGUACCGAUGCUGCAACAGCAACCACUGGUAGGCGCAGCCGCGAUCGGAGCCGAACGUCCCGCGACCGGCGUUCGAACACGCACGGAUCAUCACAGGUGCGCGAUCGUGACCAGCAACAGCAGCAGCAGCGUUCUCGUGCCGGUAGCCGAGGGGCAACUGGAGCAACAACCGCCAAAGAAACUUCGCGGGAUUCUCGUGAAGUUCUGUCUUUGCAGAAGAUCCGCGAGGAACGGGAACGCCAUCGGUUGCGGGAACGGGAGCGACAAUUGCGCGAAGAGGAACGACGUCGGCGCGAAAUUCGAGUUCGACAGCGCGAGGAGGAAGACCGUCUGCAGCGGGAACGCGAAAAGCUGGCUGCCGAACGCGAGCGAAUCGAAAAGGAGAAAGCGGAAUUGCUGCGGAUCGUACGCGAGCGGCAGAAGCUCGAGCGAGAGAAGAUAGAACUCGAGCAUCUGGAGCUGAAACAGCAGCAAAGGAAAAUCGAAGAGGCAAAGAGGUCGCUGAAGCGUCCUUCUACCGAUCGGUAUGAUGAUGACCGCAAACGACCUGCACCAGAUCGACGCGUUGAAGCUCCACCGCCGCCAAGAUUCGAUUCGACCAUCUCGUCCGGUUCGGGUAGACGCAGCAACUACGAUCGCAUUUCGUCGUCGGACAAAAAGCCCCGCCUGGAUGAUUAUUCGUCGUCAUCGUCCUCCUCCAAGCGAGAUGACUUCAGACGAGACAGCUUCAAACGUGGAGGUGGUGAUGAUUAUAGGCGCGGUGGGGAUGAUUACAAGCGCAGCGGUGGGGAUGAUUACAAGCGCAGCGGAGGGGAUGACUUUAAGCGUGACUCCCGGGACGAUUACAAAUCAAGCGGUCGUUCGGGCGAUGAUUAUGGCAAACGGGACAGUGGCUACAGCAAGCGCGAUCUAGAUCGUCCCAUUUCCAGCUCGUACGAUGGAAGGGGUGGUGGCGGUGGCGGCGGUGGUAGUGUGCUAUUGUCGCAAUCACUAGCCAAAGAAGGACGAUACAGCGAACGUUCGAACGAUUACCGUGGCGGAGGUGGUGGAGGCGGUGCCAGUGGUGGCAGUGGAGGCGGUGGUCUGAAUGGUGGUAGCAGUGGUGGUCGCGGUGGUGGUGAAGAUCGCGAUCGCAACAAUUCCUCCAGCGGUCGAUAUGGGAACGAUCGUGCUAGCGGCGGUAAUGGCACUGCCUCCGGUGGCAAUUGGCACAACAGUGCGGGCAUGUCCCAGAUCAGCGGAAUAUCGUCGCUGGGAAACUGGGGAGACAAAACGAACGAUGGUGGUGGUAGCGGUGGUGGAGGUGGCUGGCGCAAUAUGGACAAUGGGCAGGACCGGUACGAUCGGACGUACAAUGAGCGCAAACCGAUACAGAUGUCUUCGGGUGGUGGUGGUGGUUUUAUCGAUCCGCCACGAGCGAAUCAGUUUAUGGGUGGAAGUGGUGGCGGAAGGCCUCAGGAUCGUUACGGACAAUCGAUGUCCAAUCGUUUCGACAAUGCUCGGUACUAA
This is a messenger RNA of Anopheles marshallii, 3045 nucleotides long. RefSeq names its product SAFB-like transcription modulator (gene Saf-B). Gene Ontology annotation, cellular component: nucleus. Gene Ontology annotation, molecular function: RNA binding; sequence-specific DNA binding. The transcript has 8 exons. The record is from RefSeq and is a predicted model, not a curated record. NCBI's taxonomy places the organism in Eukaryota, Metazoa, Arthropoda, Insecta, Diptera, Culicidae. Bases 1 to 3045 code for a protein of 1014 amino acids. Gene Ontology annotation, biological process: regulation of mRNA processing; regulation of transcription by RNA polymerase II.